Messenger RNA from Chara braunii, 3666 nucleotides. Lineage: Eukaryota; Viridiplantae; Streptophyta; Charophyceae; Charales; Characeae. The record is from the annotation of a GenBank genome assembly.
GUAAGUUGCCACGGCAGCAGCACCACAUCAGCAACCAGUCACACAGCAACAGGUCACGUCAGUGCAUGGUGCUCACCCGCUCAAAGACAAGCGGAAUGGAUCAGCAGCAAGGCGAGACUACCGAGGCCUAUGAGGCCCGCAUGCUGGACAUGGUAGCAGAGUUCAAGCAACGGGCGGCUGCGGCAACAUCCACACGUACGAAGGAAGAUGAGGAAGCAGAGGAACAGCGUCGCCUCGCUGGACAGCAGCGACAGGCAGACGCUGAGGCAGCAGCAACGGCCGCAGACGAACACCGUCGACUAUGCCGAGACAAACUCCUUGUAUGCGAGGGGGAUAUCGAGGUGAUCGCCGGCGAAUGGGCAGUGGCUGCUGAAGAGGAGGGUGCCCCCUCUGCUGUGCGUGGCCUUGCAACCACAAUCGAACAUGUGAGCGACUUGGUCGCCACCUGUGCAGCACAGCAAGAGGACAUCCUCUGCAUGGACACCCUGGUCCGGAAGCAGAUUUGCGUUAUUGAUGAACUGCUUGACUGGGUACGUCGGCUGGAACAGCAGCUUGCAACACCCACCCCCGCCGGACCCUCCAACUUGGCGGAUCCCAUCAACGUCUUGGAGAUCGACGUGGAGACUCUCAAGGACGGCACCAUAACGACGAAUCAGCGGAUUGACCAGCAGAUUUGCGCUGCCGCAACCAGUCCUACGGCGACCACUCGCGAGAGCAUUCCCAAGUUUGACGGCCUCCCGAUCUUCGGCGAUGCAACGAAGACGGACCCGAUCCCAUGGUGGCGCCAGUUUGAGCUGAAGUUGGACAUUCACCACGUCAUCAACCCGAGCCGGCAUGCAUACUUAUACUCCCGCUCGGGAGGCGCGUGCCAGGCAUGGCUGGACAACAUGUUGUCCACGCACAACGUCGCAGUCUCCGAGCUGCGUACGAAGAUCAGCUGGGCUGAUCUCAAGGCAGCAUGGCAUAAGCGGUUCCAAGUGGAGCCGCCCGAGCUUCAGGCAGCCGAGAAACUUCAACGGUUCUAUCAGAACGACCUGCCAAGCACGGACUGGAUCACCGAGUACCAACGCUUGGCAUCCACGCCUAACUUGCCUUCGACAUUCGUCGCUAUCAAGCACUUCUUCAUCAGGAGGAGCUGCCCGGCGUUGCAGAAUGCCUUGACGCAAGUUACGGAGACGCUCACCAGAAGUGAGCAGCUUUUUGACAAAGCCUCACAGAUCAUCCUGACGAACAUCGAGGCCAAGAAUUUGGGCCAUUCGUCUGCUACAGGCCAGGGCAGAGGACAUCAUCGGCCGAAAGUGGUCGUGUUGGACUUGAAGUCGGGCUACCAUCAAAUCUCGAUACGCCCGCAAGAUUGCUACAAAUCCGCGUUCAAGACGUGGUAUGGACACUUUGAGUGGAUCGUUAUGCCGUUUGGCCUCACCAAUGCCCCGACGACCUUUCAAGCGACAAUGACCAACGAGUUUCGUGCGAUGCUGGACCGGUUUGUACUAGUCUACUUAGACGACAUCCUCGUCUAUAGCCAGACAUUGGAGGAUCAUCUUGAGCACCUUCGACGAGCGUUGGAGACGCUCCGCCGCGCCAAGUACAAAGCCAACCGCGACAAGUUCGAAUUUGUCCGGCAAGAGCUGGAAUACUUGGGCCAUUUUGUCACACCGGAGGGCAUCAGUCCGUUGUCGGAUAAGAUUCAAGCCAUCCAAGAGUGGCAGGAGCCGAAGACCGUCACAAAUGUUCGUUCCUUCCUUGGCUUAGCCGGCUACUAUCAACGCUUCAUCAAGGGAUACUCGAAGAUCGCGGCUCCUUUAUCCAAGCUUCAAUGUGAGGACCGGCCAUUCGACUUCGACGACCAUGCACAAACUUCAUUUUUGGCUCUCAAAGCCGCAUUGCUAUCCGCGGAGGUGUUGCGUAUCUACGAUCCGCUUUUGCCGACACGUGUCACUACCGAUGCGUCCGGCUAUGGCAUUGGUGCCGUCCUCGAGCAACAUGACGGUGUGGACUGGCACCCGAUCGAGUACUUUAGCAAGAAAGUGUCCGCCGUGCACUCGAUUGACGACACAUGGAAGAAGGAAUUAUUGGCCUUCGUACACGCGCUCAAGCGCUGGCGGCAUUUUCUUCUCGGUCGACGACAGUUCCGAUGGGUAACGAAUAACAAUCCAUUGGUCUUCUACAAGACCCAAGACACGGUCAAUAGCACCAUUGCCCGUUGGAUGGCCUUCAUCGACCAGUUUGACUUUUUCCCCGACCACAUUCCGGGCAAGUCAAACCGCUUUGUGGAUGCUCUUUCGCGGCGUCUGGACCAUUGUACCGUAGUCUACUCAACUUUUGAGAUUGACAAUGACCUGCGAAACAGCUUCAUCCGCGGCUACCAAGCCGACCCCGAGUUUCGCGACAAGUACGUGAAUUGCUCCUCUCCUAAUCCGACGCCUUCUCACUACCGGAUCCAAGAGGGGUACUUGCUUCUCUACACGGAAGCGAUUACCAUGGACAUUACCGGCCCGUUCCCCAAGCACAAGACCAGAGUGGAUGGGAUUCUCACGGUGGUCGACCGACUCACAAAGUUCGCCAUGUUUUUGCCUUGUCGCUAUCAUGCCAAGGCACCGGAGUUGGCCGAGGUUCUUUACGCUGGUUGGAUUCGAACCAAGGGUUACCCCAAGGAGAUCGUCGACGACCGCGAUACCUGGUUCAUGUCCGAUUUUUGGUUGGCGCUCAUCAAGCGAUGGGGCUCAUCUCUCAAGCCCAGUUCAGCUCGCCACCCUCAGACCAGUGGCCAAAUGGAGAGGGCGCACCAGACCGCACAGGUUCUCCUUCGCACUCUCAUUCGUCCGGACCAGAAGGACUGGGUUGAGCGGCUGCCGGAUGUCGAGUUGGCCUACAACUCUUCCAUCCGCCCAGCUAUUGGGAUAUCGCCUUUCGAGUUCGAGCACGCCUCGCCGGUCACUUCAUCGUGGGACACUAUUACUCCACGAACGGCCGAGAGCGACGACCAUCUUCUUUUCUUGCGUCGGAUGCAAGAGCUUCUUGUCAAGGCACGCGAACAAAUGGCCAAGACGCAGCAGCGCAUGAGCCAGCAGGCCAAUCGCCAGCGUCUUCCUUGCCCAUUCCGCGCCGGCGACCUCGUGUGGGUUUCCGCAGCGGAAUUCAGCCUUGAACAAGACAUCUCUUGCAAGCUCCUCCCGAAAUGGAUGGGGCUUUGGCCGAUCAUGGCACCCGCUGGGGACGCACCUGAGGGACCUUCCUUCACGAUUCAGGUACCCGGCCACUUGCUCGUCUACCCAGUCUUUCAUUGCUCCAAGUUGGCUCUUUACACGCCAGCGGAACAUGACGAUUUUCCCGGGAGACGUUCGGAAGACCCACCCUCCAUGGAUGGUUUUCAGGAGGUCGGCGACAUCAUCUCCCAACGACGCUACGACAACAGACCAACCGAGUACUUGGUACAUUUUGCAUACUGCACACAUCGAGCGGACCGUUGGUUGACCCAUGCGGAACUUCAAGCAACAGCUCCACACGUUCUCGCACGCUACAAACGCAACGCAAGAUGCAAGGCAAGCCGGUCUCUUCGGCUCCACGCCGUGCCCGCGUCCAGUUUCCACCUUCAGAUCGUCAGCUUCGCCCUCGCCCCGGCUUGACUUCAUAAGGAGGGGGGGGUGUUACAUGCUGCGCCUGCAC